Symbiodinium necroappetens is the source of this 876-nucleotide messenger RNA. The record is from the annotation of a GenBank genome assembly. Lineage: Eukaryota; Dinophyceae; Suessiales; Symbiodiniaceae.
AUGUACUCGAUUCCGUUGGCUCGGUGGUACCAGAAGUUCUAUGGUCAAGAAGCCACAGAGGUCCAGGUUUCCGGAGUCAGUUUUGAUAGUACAACGUUGCCGGACUUGGGUGCCACGGAGUCGAACCUCGACAUCCAGAUGAUGGUCGGGGUUGGGCCGAAUAUCCCAACCUACGUGUACGGAGUCCCAAAAGGCUCGCAUCCCAUCAAAGACUUCUUCGCGAAGCUGGACCAAAUGACAAACCCACCACUGGUGAACUCCUUGAGUGUUUCAUUACUUCCAGGUGCAGAAGGUCCAGGUAACGACCAGGUCAUGGAUGGAGAGAUGGACUUGAUGUUUCUUGCAGCGAAAGGUAUUACGGUGGUUGUAGCAUCAGGUGACGACGGUGCGGGGUAUGGCUAUUUACCUGCAGGAGGGCCGGAGAGUUUCCAUGCAAACAGCAACAUCACGGGCGAGUACUUUUUCACAGUUCAGGCUCCAAGCAAAGAAGAUUGCAAUGCCGCCUGCUCCUUCACUCAUCGAGGCCCCCCGCUUUGGCAAUUGACAAACAACAAAUGUGGAGUCUGGUUGUUUCAGGCAACUUCUGGGGCGUGCACUAUGUUCAGUAUGGGCAUGCCGUUUGAGGUGACGACAGGUAACGGAUUUGUCGGAGGCCCAGAGAUUGUCGAUUGGCCGAUGGCGCCAACCUGGCCGACCAUGAGUCCGUGGGUGACUUCCGUGGGCUCCACGGCUCCAUGGCGUAAUGGCAACGUCCUGAACCAGUGGAUGCCAGAAAGGGCAACCAACCUCUUCGGCAGUGGUGGGGGCUUCAUGUGUCCGUAUCAGGACAAAAAAACGAUUCGAGGCAGUAACUGCAUUUCAACGGACAGCAGUUAA